Amaranthus tricolor (Joseph's coat) is the source of this 3730-nucleotide messenger RNA. RefSeq lists its product as uncharacterized. The record is from RefSeq and is a predicted model, not a curated record. NCBI's taxonomy places the organism in Eukaryota, Viridiplantae, Streptophyta, Magnoliopsida, Caryophyllales, Amaranthaceae. Bases 1289 to 2551 code for a protein of 420 amino acids. The transcript has 2 exons.
AAAACAUGUCGGCAACUCACUGUCAAAAUCAACAUUUACAGGCAUAUUCAUCAGUACUCCUACUAACAAGCAGGUUCGGCCCUGAGGGUAGGCCCAAAGGGCUACCGUCCAGAGCCCCAUUUUAAAAGUCAGAAAAUAGGUGUAAGGGAGGGGCCUCUUAGCUUGUACUUCAAAAAGUUUGAAAUUAAAUUUAGGGCCCAAAAAUUUUAAAAACCGGAGUCCAAUAACUAGGCAAAUGAAACGCCUCCCUUUCGUACUCAUUUUCUCUGUAAACUAAAACCUAGAAAGUAGAACCCUAAGGAUACAAAGUACAAACCUUUUACCUUCCCCUAAUAACUUUGCUAGCUACAAACUCAAAGCUCCUUCAAUAGCAGUGGCAUUUUCGAUGGCGUUAAUCAUGCGUCUGGAAUUCCGCUUUCUCAGCCUUUCACCUUCUGCUCAAACCUCAUCAAUGGCGUUGAAAACGGUUAUAGCCGAAUUUAAAGGUCUUAGAGAUAUUGCAUGGAAAAAGAAAUACUUCAUAUCAGGUGCUAUUGUUUCAAUCUUUAAAAUUUGCAUAUAUGAUGCCUAGAAAACAUUUAUUCGAAAAUGCAAAAAGAAAGAAGAGAAAGCGUAAUGAAGAGUUAAUUAAAUCACAACAAGGUGCUAUUCACAAAUUUGUUGUUAGAAAUGAAGUUUCUCAUGAGACUAAUUCAGUAAAUUCACCAAAUGACAAUAAUGUCCAAAAUGAAAAUGAAAAUGAAAAUGAAAAUGAAAAUAAUGUCCAAAAUGAGACUAAUGAUGUGCUAAAUGAUAUGCCAAAUGAUGUGUCAAAUGAUAUGUCCAAUGAUAUUCGAACUAAUGUGCCUAAUGAUAUGUUUAAUGGUAUUCCACACAAUGUGCCUAAUGAUAUGUCAAAUGAUAUUCGAGAUAAUAUGCCAAAUAAUGUGCCAAAUGAUCAUAAUACUCCUUAUUUGGAUAUUUAUGAUCCUUCAAAUUGGGCAAAUCUUGAUAAUAACUAAGAGACAUUUUAGUUGAGAAGGGGCCUAUAAGAGAGUCAAACAUUGAUUUUCCUCGUGAUGAUUACAAUAGACAUUUUUCGUUUGCUCAUUUUUAUAGAAAGUUGAGUAAUGGUGAGCUUAGUGAUAGAAAAUGGUUGGUUUAUUCUAAACAUGUUGAUAAAGUAUUUUGUUUUUGUUGCAAAUUGUUCAAAUCUGUUAGUAUUAAUUGUUUGUUGUCAAAUGAAGGAUUAAAGGAUUGGAAACAUAUUAGUGAGGGACUCAAACAACAUGAAAAUAGCAAUAGACAUAUGAAUAAUAUGAUUACUUGGAAUGAGUUAAGGGUAAGGUUGAAUAAAAAUGAAACAAUUGAUAAAAACUUACAAGAAGCUAUUGCAAAAGAGAGAGAACGAUGGAGACAAGUGAUACUAAGAAUUUAUUCUGCUCUUAAAUGUUGUGCUACUCAUAAUUUGCCUUUGAGAGGAUCAAAUGAAAAACUUUAUCAAGAUAGUAAUAGUAAUUUCUUAGGAUUGGUUGAAAUGAUUGCAGAAUUUGAUGUUAUAAUGCAAGAUCAUGUUAGACGCAUUAAGAAUCGUGAAAUCCAUUAUCAUUAUCUUGGGCAUAACAUUCAAAAUGAAAUGAUUUCUAUAUUGACCCAUAGCGUGAAAAACAUUAUAAUCAAGACAAUCAAAGAAUCUAAAUAUUUUUCAAUAAUUCUUGAUUGUACCCCGGAUAUUGCUCAUCAAGAGCAAAUGACUUUGAUAAUACGUUGUGUGAAUAUAUCCAAAAAUAAAAUUGAAGAGCACUUUUUAGAGUUUUUGGAGUUUUUAGAGGUGGAUGAUACAUCAGGAUUAGGACUUUUUGUAGGAUUGCAAAACGCUUUAAAGUCUCUUGAUCUUGAUCUUAAUAUUAAUGACAUAAGGGGCCAAGGUUAUGAUAAUGGCUCAAAUAUGAAGGGAAAGCACCAAGGUAUACAAAAGCGUUUACUUGAAAUGAACCUAAGAGCAUUAUAUCUAGCUCUUAGCAACAUGGCACAUUGUUGCACUAGAGCUAUUUCAUUCUUUGGAAUUGUUCAAUGUCUUUACACGCUAUUUUCUGGUUCUACAAAAAGAUGGAAAAUUUUGCUUGACAAUGUUUUCGAGCUUACUCUUAAGUGUUUAUCUAAUACUCGUUGGGAGAGUCGAAUUAAAAGUGCUAAAGCAAUUAGAUUUCAAACUCUCCAAUUAAGGUUAGCUUUGUCAAAAUUAUAUGAUUCUUGUGGUAAUGAUGCAAAGACAAAGAGUGAAGCGGAGUCUUUGUAUAAUGCACUUGGAAAUUUUGAGUUUUUGCUUGGUAUGAUAAUUUGGUAUGAAAUUUUAUUUGUUAUAAAUAAGGUAAGCAAAAAAUUGCAAUCUAAAUCUAUGUGUAUUGACACCACCAUUGAACAAGUAAAAAGCAUGGUGUCAUAUUUUGAAAAGUUUAGGGAAGAAGGUUUUACUUCUUGCAUGAAUAUUGCUAAAAAUAUUGCACUUGAUAUGGAUGUAGAGGCUAUCCUUCCAACAAAGCGUCAUGUUAUUAGAAAAAAAACAUUUUAGUGAAAAUAAUUUAAACGAUGAACAAAAUCAGUCACCUGAAGAAUUGUUUAGGGUUGAGUAUUUUUUGGUUGUUGUGGAUAUGGCAAUUACUUCUUUGGCAAAUAGAUUUGAGGAAUUAGAAACCUAUCAAAAUAUCUUUGGAUUUUUAUUUGAUUCAAACAAGUUAAAAUCAUUAGAUGAAAAUAAGUUGAGAGAACAUUGUGUUACUUUUAACUCUACUUUUUCCCAUGGAGAUUCUUCAGAUGUUAAUUAAAUGAUCUUUAUUCAGAAUUGAAAGUGUUACAAUCUAGUUUGCCAAAUAAUAUAAUGUCUAACAACUGAAAUUUUUGAGUUUGUCAAAUCUGCGGAUUGUUAUCCAAAUGCGUUGAUUGCUUACAGAAUAUUUCUAACAAUCCCGGUGACUGUGGCAUCAGCCGAAAGGAGCUUUUCAAAAUUAAAGUUUAUCAAAACUUACUUGAGGUCAUGAAUGUCACAAGAAGGAUUGAAUAAUCUAGCAAUUUUAUCAAUCGAAAAAGAUUUUCAGGAGAAGAUCGAUGUUGAUACUCUUAUUAAUGAUUUUGCAACCCAAAAAGCCCACAGAACUCAUUUUUUAUGAUUUUUUGAGUUUUUUUGUUUUAUGCAUCUAGUGAAAUUGGAGAUGUAAUUUGUCAAAAUAUUUUGUGCUUUAAUGAAUGAUUUUUUUGACAUCUACUAUCGUUCUUCAAGGGCCCAUUAUACUAUUUCGCCUAGGGUCCCCAAAAUGUUAGAGACGGCCCUGCUAACAAGAGAAACAAAUUCUAACUAAAGAUUUCAUUUCAACCAACUCAUUCUCAACUAAUUCAACUAUUAGAAUCCUCGAUUAAAAUUUAUGAACAUUAACUUUUCGUCUGUCAAAAACAAACCUUAGAAAACCAUUUCAAAAUCAUCCACAAUUUUUUAAAACCAAUUCAAAUUCUAACUCGCCCAAUCAUACUAUCCAAUCGUCAAUUUUCCCUAAUAAACAACAUAAAUCAAAAAAUUAACCUAAAGACUAUAUAACAAAUAAUCUUCCAAAAUCGCAAACAGAAGAAAAAUCAGACUCAAUUUAAAAAAAGAAGAAAACAGAGAAAUCGCAAUACCGGCUGUAAAUCUUCUCUUUUAAGCCAAACAUUAGUACCUAACCUCUCAGAUAAUUUUUCAGCGAGCUGCAAUGGCGACUCA